Molecule: messenger RNA, 1886 nt
Organism: Dryobates pubescens (Downy woodpecker)
Lineage: Eukaryota; Metazoa; Chordata; Aves; Piciformes; Picidae
Product: LIM homeobox transcription factor 1-alpha
Exons: 7
Coding region: 1-975 (324 amino acids)
Biological process (GO): regulation of transcription by RNA polymerase II; neuron differentiation
Cellular component (GO): nucleus
Molecular function (GO): RNA polymerase II transcription regulatory region sequence-specific DNA binding; DNA-binding transcription factor activity, RNA polymerase II-specific
Source: RefSeq, a predicted model, not a curated record
AUGGUAGCAGGUCAACCAAAAAUACCGAAGCUGACCCAGAGACAGCGUGCCCCACGGUCACAGGGCAAGCUAGCAGCACACACUGUGUCACUGCUCUUUGCAGUGAAGUGUGCCGGGUGCCUGGAGGCCAUCGCGCCCAGCGAGCUGGUGAUGCGUGCCCAGAAGAGCGUCUACCACCUGCGGUGCUUCUGCUGCUGCGUCUGCGAGCGGCGCCUGCAGAAGGGUGAUGAGUUUGUGCUGAAGGAAGGGCAGCUCCUCUGUAAGGGCGACUACGAGAAGGAGCGGGAGCUGCUGAGCUUGGUGAGCCCGGCUCUGUCGGAUUCUGGCAAAAGCGAUGAUGAGGACAGCAUCUGCAAAAUGGGCCAAGCCUCAGGGAAGGGCACUGAGGAUGGGAAGGAUCACAAGCGGCCCAAGAGACCCCGCACAAUCCUGACCACACAGCAGCGGAGGGCAUUCAAGGCAUCAUUUGAGGUCUCCUCCAAGCCCUGCAGGAAGGUGCGGGAGACACUGGCAGCCGAGACAGGGCUCAGCGUCCGUGUGGUGCAGGUCUGGUUUCAGAACCAGCGAGCAAAGAUGAAGAAGCUUGCCAGGAGGCAGCAGCAGCAGCAACAGGAUCAGCAAAAUACACAGCGACUGAGCUCAGCCCAGACGAAUGGCAGUGGCAGCACUGGCCUGGAGGGGAUGCUGAACCCUUACACCACUCUGCCACCCCCCCAGCAGCUACUGGGCAUGGAGCAAAGUGUCUACAGCUCCGAUCCCUUCCGGCAAGGGCUCACCCCGCCCCAGAUGCCCGGAGACCACAUGCAUCCUUACGGUGCUGAGCCCCUCUUCCACGACUUGGAUAGUGAUGAUACCUCACUGAGCAACCUGGGCGACUGCUUCCUUGCCACGGCGGAUGCGGGACUGCUCCAGGCACGAGUGGGGAACCCCAUCGACCACCUCUACUCCAUGCAGAACUCCUACUUCACCUCCUGAGUACAGAGUGGUCCCCGGCACGGGGCAGCCGAUGCAACUGCGCUGCCCCAGGAGGGGCUCCCGAGCCUGCGGGGUUGGGAGGGAGAGAGGAGAGACACUGCUGGGAUGCUGUCAAACAAUAUGUUGUAGCUUGGGAUUCCCAAGGAGCGAGUUAAGUUAUGGGUUGCAUAGUUUCAUGUUUCUCUUAGGAGCCUAGGAUUAGGGACAGGAGUGGUUUUUGCAGCUGGCUGGUGGAUUUUCAAAUUUCAAGCGGGGAACCAAAUUUCUCAUUUCGGCAGGGCAAAAGGCGUGGGGAGGGGAAAACCCCUUCCCGAGGGAGGAUCCCGGAGCCCUGCCCCUUCCACGCCGCCUUCAGUAGGAGCGGUGGAAAGAGCAAAUUGCUGAUCUUCACAGGAGGAGCCCUCGGCACCAGCCGGGCUUUGAAAUUUGAAAAGCUGACAACGCUUGUGGGGAAACACAGGGAAAACUUUGCUGCAGGGUUUUCCCUCUGUUCCCUCCAGCAGCCGGAGCGCUUCGCUGUUUAAAGAGAGGGACUUUUAUGAUAGAUGUUCCCAUGCGAAUCUAGAAAGCUAGGAACCCCUAACGUCUUCCCCGUCCUCGGGGGCCACGUGUGUGUAUGUGUGUGUGUGUGGGCACGCAGGGGGGGGGUGCGUGUGCCCAGCCGUGGGGCUGUGGGUGAUGUACCUGCACAGCCACACCCGCCAGAUUGUAUCAACAAAGUUUAUUUCUAAGUCUAUCAGAAAUUUACUGUACAGCAAAAGUAACUUUAUUUUCAGCGUGAACCAUAUUUAAGGAAAUACUCAGUGCACUUAAGUUAUAAGAUGAAAUAAUUUACUUUUUAUAAAGGUUAUGUUUAAGUUGCAAAAGCCCAGUGGCAGGGAAGGAACAUCAGCUUGGUUUGGGGUUGGGUU